This is a messenger RNA of Lagenorhynchus albirostris (white-beaked dolphin), 2004 nucleotides long. Its product is annotated as probable glutamate--tRNA ligase, mitochondrial. NCBI's taxonomy places the organism in Eukaryota, Metazoa, Chordata, Mammalia, Artiodactyla, Delphinidae. Gene Ontology annotation, biological process: glutamyl-tRNA aminoacylation. The record is from RefSeq and is a predicted model, not a curated record. Gene Ontology annotation, molecular function: ATP binding; glutamate-tRNA ligase activity.
AUGGGGGCCAUUCAAGCAUGGUGGUAUACGUUGGAAGCAAUGCAGCAGGGCAAACCCCAGUGCCGGGCCAAGAUGCCAGCCACCCUAGGGCAGCCGCUGAAGGGGCAAAGUGUCAGAGGUGGUCUUAUACUAUUUUCCAAAAGAGCCGAUGGCAACCUACGCCUGGAGAAGUUGCAGUACCCUCCCCAAGGAAGACCCCCGAGAAUACUCUCCAAGCCUCAGAGCAAGGCAGGGCGUGCACCCAUUGGUGCCAGGUGCCUAGGGGAGCUGAGGAUCUCAGGAGCCAGCACCCACGCAGAUCCCCCCUUCUACAACUCAGCCCCACCGCCUUGUGUCCUCCUAACUACCAAAGAACAGGGACCAGAGAACGCUCUGGGGAAAGUGAUCCUGGCGGAUACGAGAUCAUUUGGUCAGAAGUUCAAGGUAAGGAGAAACAACGGUGUUGGAAGAAUCAGUGGCCUUGGGCCACCCCCUGGGACGGGGUGCGAGGCCAGCCUGGGCACUGAUCCCAGGGCUGCUGUGCGAGUGUGGUUCGCCCCCAGCCCCACAAGCUUCUUGCACCUGGGCGGCCUCCACACUGCCUUGUACAACUACGUCUUUGCCAAGAAGCACCUGAGGCUGGAGGGCAUGGAUCAGACCUGCCUUGUGCUUGGGGAAGCAGAGAAUAUUGAGGACAUGCUGGAGUGGGCAGGCGUCCCCCCUGACAAGAGCCCCCGCCGGGGAGGUCCUGCAGGGCCCUACCUGGAAUCUCAGUGACUUGCGCUCUACACGCAUGCUACCGAAGCUCUGCUGAAGAGGGAGGCCCUGAGGAACCAUCAGACUCGCCAGUAUGGCAAUCGGUGCCGGAGCCUGAGCCAGGCGCAGGUGGCCCAGAAGCUGGCCAAAGACCCCAAGCAUGCCACCCACUUACGCCCGGGGGAGACACCAGCCUUCCAGGACUUGGUGUAUGGCUGGCAUCCGCACAAGGUGGCCAGCAUGGAGGGGGACCCGGUCAUCCUGAAGAGUGAUGGCUUCCCCACGUACCACCUGGCCUGCAUGGUGAUCGACCACCACACGGGCAUCAGCCACUUGCUGCGGGGCUCCGAGUGGCUGGUCUCCACCUCUAAGCACCUGCUCCUCUACCAGGCCCUGGGCUGGCAGCCCCCGCGCUUUGCCCACCUGCCCCUCCUUCUCAACAGGGAUGGCAGCACGCUGUCCAAGAGACAAGGGGACAUUCGCUGCCGGCGGCUUCCUGCCGAUGCCCUGCUUGACAUCACCGACUGCGGAUCAGGGUUUGCAGAGAACCAGAUGGGGAGGACCUUGCCAGAGCUGAUCACACAGUUUAACCUGACCCGGAUCACCUGCCACUCAGCCCUGCUGGACCCAGAAAAGCUCCCAGAAUUCAACAGGCUGCACCUCCACCAGCUGGUGAGCGAUGAGACCCAGAGACGCCAGCUGGUGGGGAAGCUGCAGGCCCUCGCGGAAGAGGCUUUCGGGAGCCAGCUGCAAGACAGUCGUGUGCUGGACGCAGCCUACAUGGAGAGGAUCAUCCUGCUGGGACAGGGGCACAUUUGCCGCCUGCAGGAUUCGGUCUCCCCAGCGCACUCCUACCCGUGGACUCGCCCUGCUGUGGGUCGAGCGCAGCUGGGUGUCAUCUCAGAGAGGGUGGACGUCAUUGCCAAGCAUGUGCCGGGGCCUUUAGAAGGAUCCGGUGGGAACUUAACUCAGGACAUGCUGAACGGAGAACUGGAGAAGCUGCCAGAAAGUCUGGAAGGCACCAAACACAGUAACGCGAUGAAGCUCCAAAGGAAGUGCGGGAACGAAUACAGAAGGUGCUUUCCAGGUGGAGAGAAGGUGUGCAGGACAGCGGAGGUGGCCGUGGGAACCGUAGUUGCGGGACCUGCCCUCAGACAGGGGGAACAGGGGGCCUGGACCCCGUCGGAAGCUCGUGGAAGGAACCAAGAGUGGGCGCAGAGCCUCCGGGUGCACAGGUGCAUUUAUGGUGCCACGCCAGGCAUGUCCUAA